GAAAAGAAAGAAGAAAGAAAAACACACAAAAAAAGAAAAGAAAAGAAAGUUGUAGUUAGUUUUUCUCACUCAUCUUUCAUCACUUGUUUCCUUUUCUUUGUUUCAUAUCCUUUUCUCACCACUUCAUGCUCAUGGAUCUCUUGCCAUCAUCUCCCCCGUGAACCCUAAACCCAACCCCAUCCAUCAUCAUCACAUCAACAACAUCAGUCCUUUAAUUCUCCCAUAACUUUCACUUCUUAGAAAGUGAGAGCCUUAUUUUACUCCUUCCUCUCAUGACUUCUCUUUUCUCCAAGAAAAAACAACAACAAGAAGAUGAUGCGAUCUCCUCAAGAAUCACUUAGAAAUGGGGUUCUUGAAACUUCAACACCACCACACCACCACCACCAUCAACCCCAUCAUUUCCAUUCUACUGUUUCUUUACUGAAACUCCGUAGAUUCAAUACUCUUAUUCUCAUUUUCCGUUUUGUUUCUUUCUGUUUUUGUCUUGCUUCUACCAUUUUCAUGGCUACUAAUUCUUCUUCUAAUUCACUUUCUUGGGCUGAUUUUACUACUCUUAGAGUUGUUGUAGCUGCAAAUGGGAUUGUUGCUGUAUAUUCAUUAGCUGAAAUGGGUGCUUCAAUUUGGGAGAUUUUGAAAGGAACUACUGUUUUUCCUGAAACCAUUCAAGUCUGGUUUGAUUUCAGUCAUGACCAGGUGUUUGCGUAUUUGCUGGUAUCAGCAAAUGUGGCAGGAACAACAAUGGUAAGAACAUUGAGAAAUGAUGGGGAUACAUGUAGUGUUAAUAGCUCAUUUUGUGUGCAAUCAACCAUAUCGAUUAGUUUAGGAUAUGUUGGGUUUUUAUUUCUAGGGUUUUCCUCGUUACUGUCUGGAUUUCGAGUCGGUUGUUUUAUCAUUAACGGUUCUCGGUUUCAUCUUUGAAAUGAAAAAUGUAAUGUAUGUACAAGAGAAGAGAAGUAAAGAUUAUUACCCUUACAGUGUUGUUGUUGUUGUUGCUGAGGCCUGAGGGAGAUUGCCAGUGUGUGUAUUUUAUAGGAAGUUUGAUGAAUGAGAGUGAGAUAAAGAAUGAAAGAAAAUUUGUAUCGUCAGUUCUUUUUGAAACUGGGAAAACUUGUUUGCUUCUUUUCUCUGA
This is a messenger RNA of Papaver somniferum (opium poppy), 1129 nucleotides long. Its product is annotated as CASP-like protein 4C2. NCBI's taxonomy places the organism in Eukaryota, Viridiplantae, Streptophyta, Magnoliopsida, Ranunculales, Papaveraceae. The record is from RefSeq and is a predicted model, not a curated record. Bases 313 to 918 code for a protein of 201 amino acids. The transcript is spliced from 3 exons.